Messenger RNA from Gongylonema pulchrum, 513 nucleotides. Lineage: Eukaryota; Metazoa; Nematoda; Chromadorea; Rhabditida; Gongylonematidae. The record is from the annotation of a GenBank genome assembly.
CACGUGGUUUCUGACGGCUUCUUGUACGAUUAUUUGGAUCCGCCAUUAUUCUGGGAAAUGAUAAUUAUGGAUCUUGUGCUCGUCCGGCAAAGCUUUUACUACGUGUUCAAUUUGGUUAUACCGAGCACAAUUAUCAGUCUGGUAGCUGUGAUCGGAUUCCACACACCGAGUACCAGUGGUCGAAUGAGGGAUGCGAAAUUCAGACUUGGCAUAAUGACACUGAUGAGCAUGAGUGUCAUACUGCUUGCUAUCGUCGAGGAUAUGCCGAAAUUCAGCAUGUCCAGUGCUCGAAAGGGACGUGGCUCGUUCUCCGGCAUACCACUGAUUGAGGUUCUCUUUUCUCUCAAAAAAGUUUCAGGCCUGUACUAUUUCAUACUACUAGCAAUAAUUGGCUCAUCAACAGUUACAACAUCGAUGUUUGUUUUCCUGGAGAAAGAUCUCAGGCGUAAGAACCAGAUCCCGUGGUACUUGCACUGGUUGUCGUUUGACAUAAAUUCUGGAUUCCUUCGGUAA